Messenger RNA from Closterium sp. NIES-65, 469 nucleotides. Lineage: Eukaryota; Viridiplantae; Streptophyta; Zygnematophyceae; Desmidiales; Closteriaceae. The record is from the annotation of a GenBank genome assembly.
GGGGUGCGGAGGAGAGGGCAGGGGAGGGGUGGAGGAGAGUGGAGAUUGUUGGGGAGGACACGAGAACGAUGACGUGGAGGUGAGGGGAGUGCGGAUUGAGGAGGGGAGGGGGAUUCUGGAGGAUGGGGGCGGGAAUUUCAAUUGUUUCACCAAAUGCUUACCACCCUGUCCCUGCCCUCUCUCCACCCUCUCCCACCCUUUCCCUCCCUGCAUCCUCCGCUCCUCCCCAUCCCUCGCUCACCUGCAGUUGAACGUGAAGUCGUUUGCCAACAACAACCAGCUGGCCAUCAUGCCAGACGAGCGAGUGCAGGUGCUCGAGUGGAACCGCCGCUACCUCACAGUGCUCGCAGUGGCCAACAGACGCCUCUACCAGCUGCGCCUGCAGGUGCCCGAGAGGCUGUUGGAUUCUGAGAGGCCUGUGCUGCGGCAAGUCAUGGACUCGUUCCGCGUGUUCAGUGUUGCCGAUUAG